Folsomia candida is the source of this 4454-nucleotide messenger RNA. RefSeq names its product protein AF-10. Gene Ontology annotation, biological process: regulation of transcription by RNA polymerase II. Bases 743 to 3595 code for a protein of 950 amino acids. Gene Ontology annotation, molecular function: histone binding; nucleosome binding. Gene Ontology annotation, cellular component: nucleus. The transcript is spliced from 19 exons. The record is from RefSeq and is a predicted model, not a curated record. Lineage: Eukaryota; Metazoa; Arthropoda; Collembola; Entomobryomorpha; Isotomidae.
AACAUACAGUAUUAGUGGCUGGAAUUUUGAGCGUGUUGUGGCAGCAGCGCUGCAGAAUUGGAUAAGUUGUAAAAAGACAAAUGAAAUGAAUUGGUCAGACUUGUCAGGCUUUCUGCAUGACAAUUAUGACGAGAGUCCAGUUCAUCCAAUAAUAUUCAACUCAUGAUCUCUUCUCCAGUUAUCUACCAGUGCAGUGUAGCGUCGCUAAACCAUCGAGAAAAAAUCUCAUAAUUACUUAAAGUUGUGGUGUAUGAAUGAUAUGGUGAGUUAAUGUCAUUAUUCUUCUUCUCCGGUUCCCAAAUUUGAACUACGAGCAAUCCAGUAACAAAGGCAGCCGGCGCAAAAUAACGAGUUUUUUUUACCGAAAAAAGGUGUCAAAUUCACAAUUUUUCCAAGUGACUGAACUCAAGCCUAAAUUAGCUAGUUGGUUAUACCACAUACAUGCAACACAACUAAUUUGCAGCUUGAUAGGCGCAAGUAUAGACUUGAUUUAGUUUAUUCGAGUGUAUUUAAUAAAGUUACCACUAUACACAGUUAUUGUACAAUACAACUAAUCACGCUUAUCAGUCACAACUAGACAGUAUAAUAUGGUCUAAAAGGACACUUGAAUUAUAGUGGUGACAAUGACAUUCAUGAACAAUGUGCCGCAAUUAUAGUCGAAAUUAACGAUACACAACGCGAUGGAAGUCUUAAUCCAAACCAUUCUUGGAGUUGGAUUAAGGGCUCGUCGUGACCUUUUCUAAUGUCGUCUGAUGAUGAAAUGAAGGACAUGGUUGGCGGAUGUUGUGUAUGUUCGGACGAGAGGGGUUGGGACGAAAACCCUUUGGUAUACUGCGAUGGUCAAGGCUGCAAUGUUGCGGUACAUCAAGCAUGCUACGGUAUUGUGCAUGUGCCCACAGGCCCAUGGUUUUGCCAAAAAUGUCAAUCACAGGAAAGGUCUGCCAGGGUGAAAUGUGAGCUAUGUCCAAGCCGUGAUGGAGCCUUAAAGAAGGCUGAUGUGGGGGGUGGGUGGGCACACGUCGUAUGUGCGCUCUAUAUCCCGGAAGUCCGUUUCGGAAAUGUUACGACAAUGGAACCCAUUCUGAUUUCAUUAAUUCCCACGGAUCGAUUUGGCCGCACGUGCUAUAUUUGUGAGACCAAUAACAGGGGCUCCAAAGCUACCGCUGGGGCGUGUAUGCAGUGCAAUAAACAGGGAUGCAAACAAACUUUCCACGUAACCUGCGCACAACUGCAAGGACUGCUAUGCGAAGAGGCUGGAAAUAUGGAUAACGUUAAAUAUUGCGGUUAUUGUCAAUAUCAUUAUGGGAAAUUGAAAACAACCAAAAAUAUGAACGUGAAAAUUAAAAUUAUUCCGCCGUUCCGCCCGGUCCCCAGUAGCACUAGUAAUAAUACGAAUGCCGAUUCGCCAGGAAGCUCGCCAGAAAAAGAAAAACCUGGAAGCAAGCAACCAAGCUCCACCAGUGACGAAAGAUUGUCAUCGACAACUUCAUCAAGUAGCUUAUCCAAAAAUCACGGGACGGGAGAUUAUACUCCAGCAAGGAAAACAGGAAGCAGUAACAGUAUAAGCCCAGAUAAUAGUAAAAACAACAAAAAAACCAGCCAUUCCUCUGGAGGAAAGUCUUCAGACAGUUCAUUGUCAUCGAAAUCAACUAGUAACAAUGCUGCAGUAACGCCAAAGAUUGCUCAACCCAUUCUUACUCCUGCUACUUUCUCAACAGCUCCACAUUCAAAUUCAAAGAACCUCGAAAAAGAAAUUGAGGAAAAGUCUGUAACUGACCUUGGUGUUGAAGGUAAUCUCCAGCCCUCUUGUAAGAAGUUGACAAAGGAGAGUGACACAACAUCAAAGGAAGACAAUUUCACCGUAAAGUUGGAAAGGGUGGAUAAUCCACUAUUGAAGGGUACUUCUUCGAAGAAAGACUUUAGCAGUACCUUACAGCUGAAAGAAGUUGUGACUGGAGCAUUGGACAGGUCGUCUAGCAAAUACGAUCACGCGAGUUCUGGACUAGGAGGCAGUAGCGGGAUAGAUCGACAUUCUCAUCACGGGGAGAAGCCAGCACCUCCGGAUAUUAAACCUCAUGUUACGCUGACACCCAUCCCAAUGCGUGGAUCUAGAAUAAGUCUUACAAGAGGUGAUAGCGACGAGAGAGAAGAAAAAGAAAAGGAAAUCUCGUCGUCGACGGCCAAAAAUAAAUCACCUGUUGGAAGUUCUAUGCAAUUCAGCUCUUUCGGACAGAAAAUGAGCAAUCCUGUACAAUCCGCAUCAGAGCUAUUAGAGGUGAAUUCAAAACUAUCAAAACAUUCUGCUGAUGCUAGCUCGCCAAACGAGUUCCCUUCAGACAAGUCUGGUCCCCCUUCUAAGAGAUCAAGAGGUGCAAGUCGGGACGACGAGCGUGGCAGGAAAACCCCUACCAAGGGACGAGGGGGUGGACGUAGAGGUUCUGCUCAUUCUGGCUACAAGCGGGACAACUUUAUGGAUGAAAACUCAAACGAGCCCAUGGAAGUUGGAAAUAUGAGUACAUCACGUGGAGGUAGAAAUGGAAAGAAGCAGCCAGGCGGAUCUCGACUAAUGGGGCGACAGGCUGGUGACGAUCCUCCUGCGCCCACCCUUUCUCAACUUAAGGCCCAAAUGGAGUCAGCUGCAGGUGGAGAGACAGCUAGCAGUGGUAGUAUCAACAACAACAACAGCGUUGGAGUUUUACCAACUCAUAUGUUUGGAAAUGCACUGAACCCAGCAUCAUCGAUGGCACAAAGAAUGGUAGAUACUUUAAGCCAAGAAAUGGAAGCUGUGGCUGCUGCAGGUGCUGUUGGAAUUCCAGACAUUGUACCUCCACCAGCCCCUGUUGUUGGAAUUACUCUUCCAGGAAAAUCUUCAAUAGUGAAUGGAACUUCUGGUUCAACUACUUCCACGCUCCCCAGCGCUUCGGGAUCUGCACCCCAGACAUUAGAACAACUUCUUGAACGGCAAUGGGAACAAGGAUCCCAAUUCUUGAUGGAACAAGCCCAACAUUUAGACAUUGCUCAACUAUUGUCUUGUUUGAACCAAUUGAAACAAGAUAACCGGGCAUUGGAGGAACAUGUUGGUACUUUGGUACAACGGCGUGAUCAGCUAAUUGCCAUAAACGCACGCUUGAGCAUCCCAUUAGGAAAUUCCAGCGCACUUGGACCAUUGGCUCCCGCAUUUAACAACAAUGUGAAUGGUAUCUCAGCACAAAACGGCCACGGGACCCCUCCGCCAAAUUUGUCUGCUCAAGGUGUGACCCCUCACUCGAGCAUACCAAAGGGUUUACAAGUGAACCCUUCAACCCCAUCGCCUCAGCAGCAACAACAUGCUGAAUUAAUGAUGCAGUCAACCCGGCACGGCCACAGAGAGGAGCGAGUUUACCAUUCGGAAAUGCAAGUGUCUCGGGCGGAAAUCAGCGUUGCUCAUCCUACUUCAAGCCCACAUGGUCAUGGUCAUCAACAAGGGCGACAGAAUGUUGCCCCCUACGGAUACUCGGGUUCCACCCAUUCUAGUGGUGGUGGUGGCUCUGUUGGUCAACCAUCUCACCACUCGAAUCAACCAUCGUCACAUCAUUCUCAUCGUGAUGGUCGUUGAGUUCUGGCUUUCGAGAAGAGUGGGUACUGUAUAUUAUUCAACUAAAUCUCAGGUUCUGUCACGCUUUUCAGUUUCAUCCACAAAUAUUUCCCUAAUAUUCCUAUUAUGGAUCAUUUCCAUAAGCAGUAUACAUAUGUAUGCUAUUAGUAUGCUGUCCGCUGUGCUCUUGUGUUCAUAAGAUCUCAUGUCAUUUGCUUAUAUGUAUGAUACUCUAUAUUUUGGAAAUAUCUAUAUUCUUUCGGAUCCCGUAGAAAAGGACUUCAAAAAACAACACAGUUCAUUGAGUUUAAAAUUCGGGAUAUAUAUCUGAUGAGCAACUUUUCUUAAUUUAUUCGUAUUAUAGUUUUCCUACUUGUAUAAACUUCAACCAUACCACCAACAAAUAUACAAAUUAACCGAGUAAAACUUCCGUAAAAAAUUAUGUACAAAGAGUAAGUAAUUGAUAGUGUAUGUAAGUAGUUAGUUGUGUAACAGUAGAACAUUAUACUAUAUAUGCGUUGAUUGUAUUUCUAGAUUUUCUAUUGGUUCACGUAUGCCAGUAAGGAGAGUGUGUAUUUCCUUCUUUGUGUAGUAUUUUUAAAAUAAGAACAUAUGCCAAAAAUGUGUAUGUAUAGUUAAUUAUAAAACAAUGUAAGUAGUGGUUGGACUUAUUGUCCGCGUUUUGUAAUGGAGUACAAAAUUGAUUUCAUAUUACUUUUACUUCUUGUAGUUGUAGUCAAUAUGUAUAUUACAUACUCUAUAGUUCAUGUCAAAUGGGACUUGAGUAGUUCGUACAUCACAUGUUUAAUAUUUUGUAACUUUAUAAACUUUGUUGUCUAAAAAAUACUAAUAAAAUUCCAGAUAAUUUCAUGAUUGACAU